Messenger RNA from Macrosiphum euphorbiae (potato aphid), 285 nucleotides. Lineage: Eukaryota; Metazoa; Arthropoda; Insecta; Hemiptera; Aphididae. The record is from the annotation of a GenBank genome assembly.
AUGAUCGCGAUUGAGAGUGAGAGGGGCCGCGGCCUAGCGCCAGGAGGUGCCGCAGACCGCAAGGCUCCCGGAACGACGAGUACAACAACAACGGGCAGAAGGGAAACUGAACAACCAACUACUGCGAGACGCACCCUCCACACCAACCAUAGGAGAAGACGCAAAGAAAGAGACUCGAGGCCGACGGGCUAUCAAACUGGGCCGAGAAACCCAGAACGUGACUUGCAGACUGGCAGGCAGCAAAGCCUGGUCGAGAAGUCAACCAAAGCUAACUGCGUGCCAUAA